AUGAAUUUAUUUCAUCAUAGGAAGAACUCUUUUAUCUUACAAAUCUUCCUUCUUCACUUUCCACUGCAACUUCUUCUUCUUCGUCUAUAUAACCGUGUUUUAUUUUCUGUAUCUUUUUUGCUUUCCUCUUUCCUUUUUCAUAUUUCGCUUUAUUUGCUUCUUCUUUAUUCUUUCUUCUUUCUCUCUUUCUUUUUCAUUUUCUUUAUCUUCUUUUACGUUUUUUUCCGUUUAUCUUCUCUCAUAUAUUCGUUUUCCUUUUAUUUACAUCUCGUCUUCUUACUCACAUUGAUUUUAAUAUUAUUUCUUCUUCUUCUUCUUCUUCUUCUUCUUCUUCUUCUUCUUGUCGUUGUUCUUUUUCCUCUUCUCGUUCAUCUGUUUCCUCCUCCUCCCCCUUCCGUUCUUGUUCCUUUGCUUCUUCUUGUUCCUUUGCUUUUCUUUUUUCUUUUCACAUUUCGCCUUAUCUACUUCCUCUUUUUUCUUUCUUCUUCUUAUUUUUCUUCUUCUUUCUCUCUCACUUUUAAUUUUCUUUAUCUUCUUCUACUUCUACUUCUACUGCUAUCUCGUUUCUAUACACCUGAUCUUCAUACUCACACUCAUUCUUUGUUUUCUUUAUUCAACUUUACAUCAUUACUUUCCUUGCCUUUAAUAUACUCACUAGCUUCUUUUUUGUCUUCUUCCUCUUCUUCUAAUACUUACUAUUUCUUUCUUUCUUUUGUUUAUGUGAAAAAUUCUUUCUCUCACUCUUUUUCUUUUACUCUAUUUCUUUUUCGCCCUUUUCUUAUCAUUUUUCACCUCAUUCUUUCUUUUUUAAUCUUUUUUUUUCGUUUGUCUCUUCUUCUUCUUCCUCUUCUUCUUUUCUUUCUUUCUUGUACAUUUUACAUAAACUUUUAUUUCAAUCGUUUAUUAUUUUCUCCGCUUUUCUUUCUUUCUUUCUUUCUUUCUUUCUUUCUUUCUUUCUGCACUCCAUACACUCAUUUUUCUAAUAUUCUUACUUCUUCGACAUAUUUUUUCAUUUUUUCUUUGCCUUUUCUUUCUUUGUUUCUUUCUUCUUUCUUUCUUUCUUUGUUUCUUUCUUCUUUCCUUCUUUCUUUGUUUCUUUCUUCUUUCUGGACCAAUUUUACAUACCUGCUAUUUGAUUUUUUAUUUUUAUUUUCGAUUCUUACCUUCUUCUUCUUCUUUUCUUCUUCUCCUCCUCCUCCUCCUAGUCUUAUUCUCCUUCUUUCGUAUGCUUUCUUUUUCAAUGUUCUUCCUAGUGUUCUCAAAAAUUAUCUUCCCUUGUUUUUACCAUCGUUUCAACACUCUUCUUCCUCUUUUUAUACUCCCUUUCUUUCUUUCUUUCUUUCUUUCUUUCUUUCUUUCUUUCUUUCUUUCUUUCUCCCUCCCUCGCUUGCUUGCUUGUUUUCUUCUACUAAUUCUCACAUUUCAUGUUAUUUUUUUUUAUCUAAGCAUUUCUUUCUUUCUUUUUCUUUGCUUUCUAUUCAUCUCUUCUUCUUCUCUUUACUCCCCUCGUCCUCAUUUCUUUUCUUCUUUUUCUUUUUCUCUUUCGUUUUAAACAUUCUCAUUGAACUCUUUCAUAUACUUCUUGCAGCUCGACAACUAUUGCAUCUCCCCCCCCCAUUUCUUUACAUCUAUUUUCGCCAUUUUUUAUCUCUGUUUCUUUUUCCACAUCUUUAUUUUCUUUCUUCGCUUUUGAUCUAUCUAUCUAUCUAUCUAUCUAUCUAUCUAUCUAUCUAUAACCUUAAUCUGUUUCAUCUAUCUAUCUAUCUAUCUAUCUAA
Acanthosepion pharaonis is the source of this 1776-nucleotide messenger RNA. The record is from the annotation of a GenBank genome assembly. NCBI's taxonomy places the organism in Eukaryota, Metazoa, Mollusca, Cephalopoda, Sepiida, Sepiidae.